AUAUAAUAAAAGUCAUUUUCAAAUUCAUAAUCAAAUGAUCAAUGAUUAUUUAUGGCAAACAUUUAGCUAUCAAAUUAUCUAAGUCCGCUCUGCGGAACGAACAAGAUCAGCAAAAAAAUGGCGAUUCCGAUUCCAAGUCGACAACUUUUCAUCGACGGCAACUGGAAAGAGCCUAUACUUAAGAAACGCAUCCCUAUCGUCAACCCUACUACCGAAGAAAUCAUCGGUGAUAUUCCUGCGGCGACUGCUGAAGAUGUGGAGGUUGCGGUGGAGGCUGCUCGGAGAGCACUUGCUCGGAAUAAAGGUAAAGAUUGGGCCUUAGCUUCGGGUGCUGUCCGUGCUAAGUAUUUGCGUGCCAUUGCUGCUAAGAUAAAAGAGAGAAAAUCUGAACUUGCAAAACUUGAAACGAUUGAUUGUGGGAAACCACUUAAUGAAGCAGAAGGGGACAUGGAGGAUGUUGCUGGCUGCUUUGAGUACUAUGCAGACCUUGCUGAAGGUUUAGAUGCCAAGCAAAACGCUCCUGUCUCUCUUCCUAUGAAGGCAUUUAAGAGCUAUGUGAUCAAGGAACCCAUUGGGGUUGUCGGUUUGAUAAUCCCAUGGAAUUACCCGCUUUUGAUGGCUGCAUGGAAAGUUGCUCCUGCUUUGGCUGCAGGUUGUGCUGCAAUACUGAAGCCUUCUGAGCUGGCGUCUGUGACCUGUUUGGAGCUGGCAGAAGUGUGUAGGGAGGUUGAUCUUCCUGCUGGUGUCCUCAACAUUCUGACUGGACUGGGACCUGAAGCUGGUGCAUCAUUGGCAUCUCAUCCCCAUGUUGACAAGAUUGCAUUUACUGGAAGCACAAUGACAGGGGUCAAGAUAAUGACAGCUGCUGCUAAAAUGGUCAAGCCUGUUUCUUUAGAGCUUGGUGGAAAAAGUCCAAUAGUUGUGUUUGAGGAUGUUGACAUUGACAAGGCUGUUGAGUGGACCUUAUAUGGUUGCUUUUAUACAAAUGGCCAGAUCUGCAGUGCAACAUCCCGUCUUAUUGUGCAUGAAAGUAUUGCAGCAGAAUUUCUGGACAGGCUUGUGAAAUGGAGUGAGAACAUUAAAAUUUCAGAUCCCUUGGAAGAAGGUUGCAAGCUUGGCCCCAUUGUUAGUAGAGGGCAGUAUGAGAAAGUAUUGAAGUUCAUUUCGACUGCUAAGAGUGAGGGAGCAACAAUUUUGUAUGGUGGGGCUCGUCCUGAGCAUUUAAAGAAAGGAUUCUUUGUUGAACCAACCAUCAUCACUGAUGUAAAAACCUCCAUGCAAAUAUGGAGAGAAGAAGUUUUUGGGCCCGUUCUUUCUGUCAAAACAUUUACCACUGAAGAUGAAGCCAUCGAAUUGGCAAAUGAUACCCAUUAUGGUUUGGGCGCUGCUGUGAUAUCGAAGGAUCUAGAAAGAUGUGAUCGCUUAAGCAAGGUUCUGCAGGCAGGCACUGUGUGGAUCAAUUGUUCACAACCAUGCUUCUUCCAAGCUGCAUUUGGAGGCAUCAAAUGGAGUGGCUUUGGGCGUGAACUAGGGGAAUGGGGACUUGAAAAUUACUUGAGUGUGAAACAGGUUACACAUUAUGUCUCCGAUGAACCAUGGGCAUGGUACCAGCCUCCUAAGCAAUGAAGUUCUUGUUGGAAUACAAAUAAAAUUUGCAGGUCUACCAGAAGGUUGAUGUGUAUUGAUGUUUGUGCUAAAAAGAUGGAAAGAUUCGUCAUAACUGAAAAAUGAGAGAACCAAUUUGUUUUGGAUUCUCUGUGUGAUUGUUUUCUAUGUGUGAUUGAUUUCGAUAGCCGCUCAUGUUAUGUGA
Molecule: messenger RNA, 1810 nt
Organism: Durio zibethinus
Lineage: Eukaryota; Viridiplantae; Streptophyta; Magnoliopsida; Malvales; Malvaceae
Product: aminoaldehyde dehydrogenase 2, peroxisomal-like
Molecular function (GO): oxidoreductase activity, acting on the aldehyde or oxo group of donors, NAD or NADP as acceptor
Source: RefSeq, a predicted model, not a curated record